UUCUCUCUUUUUUUUUUUUUUGACCUUUCCUCUUCGUCCUGUCUUCUCAACUCAUGGAUUCCCUCUCUUUCUGCUUCACCUUUUCUAGUCUAGUUCAUGCAUGAAGUACUAGUCCCUCAUCUCCCAUUUCUAAACUCCAUACUUUCAUCCACAAAGUCCCAAAAUAGUUAUAUAUGGCUCCCAUGAUCAACUGGUUGGGCUUCUCUCUUUCCCCUCAAGAACUCCCAUCGCAGACUGCAGAUCAAGAUGCUCAUUCUCAAAACACAGUUUCUCGCCUUAGCUUCAUGAACUCUGACAUUAACAUAUCCAGCGCCGAUGUCUCCGUCCAGUGCUUUGAACUCACUUCUGACUCAACCGCUCCAUCCCUCAACCUCCCUCCCCCUUUUGGAAUACUUGAAGCAUUUAAUAGAAACGAUCAAGUUGAAGAUUGGAAUAUGAAGGGUUUAGGGAUGAACUCGAGCACUAAUUACAAGACCACCUCAGAACUCUCUAUGCUGAUGGGUAGCUCGUGCAAUAGCCAAAACCAUGAUCAAAACCAACACCAACCAAAGCUCGAGAACUUCCUCGGCCGACACUCUUUCGGUCAUCACGAAAAUGCCGCAUACAAUAACAAUAAUGGUGACUGCAUGUUCAACAAUUGUUCCUUACAGCUUCCAUCCGAAGCAGGAAACGGCGUGGCAAAUAGUACCGGAAGUACUGGCGGCGGCGGCAGCGGCGGCAUCCACGAGAAUAGCUCUAAUAUUGGUUUGUCCAUGAUAAAGACAUGGUUGAGGAACCAACCGGCGCCGGCACCGCCUCAGCCGGAGAACAACAAGAACGAUAGUUGUGGUGGUGCAAGUAGCGGCAACAAUAUUAAUGGAAGCUGCAUCAAGACAAGCGCACAAACCUUGUCGCUUUCAAUGGGCACGGGGCCGCCACAGUCUAGCUCAAAUUUGCCACUUCUUACGGCGAGUACUGGCAGUGGCGGAGAGAGUAAUUCCUCAUCGGAUAAUAAGCAGCAGAAGAUAACAUCGGGGCUUGAUACCCAAAGUACCAGUGCUAUCGAGGCAGCAACAGUUCCUAGAAAGUCCAUUGAUACCUUUGGACAGAGGACUUCUAUAUACCGUGGUGUAACAAGAUUUUCCAGGCACAGAUGGACGGGCAGAUAUGAGGCUCAUCUAUGGGAUAAUAGUUGCAGAAGAGAGGGACAAACUCGUAAAGGCAGGCAAGUUUAUUUGGGAGGUUAUGACAAAGAAGAAAAGGCAGCUAGAGCUUAUGAUUUAGCGGCACUGAAAUAUUGGGGUACCACUACCACGACAAAUUUCCCAAUGAGUAACUACGAAAAAGAGUUGGAAGAAAUGAAGCACAUGACCAGGCUAGAGUAUGUUGCGUCUUUGCGAAGGAAAAGCAGUGGGUUUUCUCGGGGUGCAUCUAUUUAUAGAGGAGUUACAAGACACCACCAGCAUGGACGAUGGCAAGCAAGAAUUGGAAGAGUUGCAGGGAACAAAGACCUUUACUUGGGAACUUUCAGCACCCAAGAGGAAGCAGCAGAGGCUUAUGACGUUGCUGCCAUUAAGUUCCGAGGACAGAAUGCAGUAACGAACUUUGACAUGAGCAGAUAUGACGUUAAAAGCAUACUCGAGAGCAGCACUUUGCCCAUUGGUGGGGCUGCAAAGCGAUUGAAAGAUGCUCAUGAGCAGGCUGAUAUGACUUUACAUGAGGGACAAAUUAUUAGAACAGAUCAUGAUCAUGACAACAUCAGUUCUCAGCUAACCCAUGGAAUCAACAGCUAUGGGACUGUAGCAGCACAACAUGGCAGCUGGCCUACUAUUGCAUUCCAACAACCUCCUCAGCCUUACAGUACCAUUUACUACCCAUAUCAUGGGCAAAGGCUUUGGUGCAAGCAAGAGCAAGAUUCUGAUUAUCUUCCCCCCAACAGCUUUCAAGAUCUUGAUCAUCACCAUUUACAACUUGGAAAUACCCACAAUUUCUUCCAGCCUAAUUCUACUGUUCUGCACAACCUCAUGAGCAUGGACUCCGCCUCCAUGGAACCUAGCUCUGGCUCUAACUCUCUCAUUUAUAGCAGUCAAGGAGGCGGAGAUGGCAACAACGGCACUGAAAUUGGCGGCUAUGGAGCCAAUGGUACUGCGGGCUAUGCAAUACCUGUGAGUACAGUAAUUGCCAAUAACGAUGGCAACCAAAAUCAAGGAAACAACGCCAGUAGUUUCGGGGAUAGCGAGGUAGUAAAGGCACUUGCGUAUAAUCAAAGUGUGUAUUCAGCAGCAGAUCCUUAUCAUGCCAGGAACAUGUAUUAUCUCUCACAACAUGCAUCGGCGGCGGGUGUGGUUAAGGCUAGCGCAUAUGAUCAGGGUUCGACAUGUAACAAUUGGCCGGUGCCAACUGCAGUUCCAACUCUCGCGGCGGCCAGGUCAAGCAAUUUGGCUGUUUGCCACGCAGCUCCAACUUUCACAGUAUGGAAUGAUACCUAAAAGUAAAGGAUGUUUUAGGUGCAAAAAAGGAUAUUGUAAACAGUACUACACAUUACUGAUUUCCUAAUUUCCUUUU
Messenger RNA from Juglans microcarpa x Juglans regia, 2544 nucleotides. Its product is annotated as AP2-like ethylene-responsive transcription factor BBM. Gene Ontology annotation, molecular function: DNA binding; DNA-binding transcription factor activity. The transcript has 9 exons. NCBI's taxonomy places the organism in Eukaryota, Viridiplantae, Streptophyta, Magnoliopsida, Fagales, Juglandaceae. Bases 174 to 2468 code for a protein of 764 amino acids. The record is from RefSeq and is a predicted model, not a curated record. Gene Ontology annotation, biological process: regulation of DNA-templated transcription.